AUGGCAGUCGCUAGGAACAGGCGCGCGGCGGGGGAAGGUGGUACGGUGAUAGGUGGAGAUGCCGUGACAAAAGGAGCGCGGCCAUCCAGCAGCAACGGCCUGCAACUGAUGCAAGAGAUACGGCUUCACAACGGCGUCGCCAUCAUCGUCGGCAUCAUCGUCGGCUCGGGCAUCUUCGUAUCGCCGACGGGCGUGCUCCGGGAGGCCGGCUCCGUCGGUCUCUCGCUCAUCAUCUGGACCGUCUGCGGAACGCUGUGUCUCGUCGGGGCGCUCUGCUACGCCGAGCUAGGCACGGCUAUCCCGAAGUUGGGCAGCGACUACGCAUACAUCGCCGAGGCCUACGGGCCCGUGCCGGCGUUCCUCUACCUCUGGGUGGCUCUGCUCGUCGUCAUGCCGACGGGCAAUGCGAUCACGGCGCUAACCUUCGCCAAGUACAUACUGCAACCGGUGUUUGCCGACGGCUGUGAGAUACCGGAGUCGGCAGUCAGUCUCGUCGCCAUUGUCUGCAUCGCCUUUCUCACGUUUAUCAACUGUAGUAAAGUGAAAUGGGCCGUCAGAGUGCAGGACAUUUUCACUGCUGCCAAGCUGCUUGCAUUGUGCAUCAUCAUCAUUACCGGGGGAAACACGCAUAAUCUCGAGUCGCCGUUUAAGGGUACGCAGGCACACGCAGGACACAUAGCCCUCUCUUUCUACGCCGGCCUGUUCUCCUACUCAGGGUGGAAUUACUUGAAUUUUGUCACUGAAGAACUCGAAAAUCCAGCCAAGAACCUGCCGCGAGCGAUCUACAUCUCCGUGCCACUCGUUACGACGGCGUACGUGCUCUCCAACGUCGCCUACUUCACCGUCCUGUCGGUUGACGAGAUUCUAGAGACGGAGGCUGUGGCUGUGAGUUUUGGCAAGCGAGUGCUCGGCAGCAUGCAUUGGACAAUGCCGUUUUUUGUCGCUUGCUCUACCUUCGGUGGCGUCAAUGGUGGCAUCUUCGCUUCGUCCAGGUUGUUUUUCGUCGGCGCCCGACAAGGACAUCUGCCAGACUGCCUGGCCAUGAUCAACAUCCACAACGUGACUCCGCUGCCGUCGCUAAUCUUCAUUGGGACGCUGUCGGCUCUCAUGUGCACCACGAGCGACGUGUACACUCUUAUCAACUACACUAGCUUCAUAGAAUCCAGCUUUAUUGCCAUGUCCUUGAGCGCGCUGCUGUUCUUACGCUGGAAACAACCUUAUCUCCACAGACCCAUAAAGGUUCAUCUUGCCCUACCGAUCAUCUACCUGCUUAUAUGUCUCUUCUUAAUCCUACUCCCGCUGUACACGUCGCCGUUGGAGAUGGGAAUAGGCGUCGCCAUAAAAAACCUAUUCAUUGAAUCGUAACAUGCAGGUAUAUUUUUCAGUUUGUAUUACGCAUUCGACGCAGGUAUUGAACUGUGUAGCA
Messenger RNA from Priapulus caudatus, 1426 nucleotides. Its product is annotated as large neutral amino acids transporter small subunit 1-like. Gene Ontology annotation, molecular function: L-amino acid transmembrane transporter activity. The record is from RefSeq and is a predicted model, not a curated record. Gene Ontology annotation, cellular component: membrane. NCBI's taxonomy places the organism in Eukaryota, Metazoa, Priapulida, Priapulimorpha, Priapulimorphida, Priapulidae. The transcript is spliced from 11 exons. Gene Ontology annotation, biological process: amino acid transmembrane transport. Bases 1 to 1365 code for a protein of 454 amino acids.